Molecule: messenger RNA, 1305 nt
Organism: Kockovaella imperatae
Lineage: Eukaryota; Fungi; Basidiomycota; Tremellomycetes; Tremellales; Cuniculitremaceae
Exons: 3
Coding region: 1-1305 (434 amino acids)
Cellular component (GO): U5 snRNP
Source: RefSeq, a predicted model, not a curated record
AUGUCCACCAAGAGGCAGAAUGCCGGGCCGUCGAGCGUGCAGAAGAGAACUCGUUUCGCAUCUCCCCCACCUGGUCGAAACGGCGAAUCAUCUCGACAAUCACCAGAGAUCGCCGACGAUUUGUUAGAGGAGGAUCUUCAACAAGGCUCGAAGGCCGCCAAAUCUAGGUCUCGUAAACAGAUCAAAGACGUUGACGGGUACGGAUCUGACUCGUCUAAUGACGAGGAGAGUGUUGUACCGAGUCGGAGACCAGGAGCCAAGGCGGACGAUGACGAUGUGGACAUGUUCGCCGAUGAGCCAGAGGAGAAAGCAGACAAAGGCAAAGGCAAGGACAAGGAGAAAGAGUUCAUGUCGCUGGAUGAAAUUGAAGGUCAGGAAUUUGAUCGGACCAGACGAGGAGGGUCUAGUACGGCCGGUGACGAUUCUGAUGAUGAGGAGACCAUGGCGGCUAAACGGAAACAGGGCUUGGACGGGGACAUGGGCAUCGACUUGACGCCAUUCAACAUGAAGUCUGAGAUGGAGGAAGGAAGAUUCACAGCGGACGGAGAGAGCUACGUCGCAAACGCAAAGGAUCCCAACGACAAACACGAUGUGUGGCUGGAAGAUGUAGAUGAGGAAGCGAUGCAGAAGGCGAGGAAAGCACACAAAGAGCGUGAGAGGAUAGAAAGAGAACUGGAAGAGAAAGAAGCCGAAGCAAACGAGGGCACGAAUAAGGAGAAGGAGAAUACGCUGCUGAGGGAGGCUGUCGAGCUAAUGGGGCGAGGAGAAACGAUACUCGAAGCUCUGCAGAGGCAUGCUGCUGAGGAGAAGAAGAAAGAGGCAGAGGCGGGCGGGAAGAAGAAGACUUGGGCGGAGAGGCAGAAAGAACGCAAAGCUAGCGGCAAACAAGCCGACUCCAAUCCUUUCACUCGGCUGUCAAAUAUUGUCUCGGAUCUGACCUCAAUUGGACAUCUAGACGUGUACUCUCUAUCAAGGGAGUCAAUCCAGCGAAUGCUGCCUGCUCCUCCAGCGCCUUCGUCGAGCUCGAAUGGAAUGCCAGUAGAGCAUAUCGAGCGUGUAGCGCCGGCUGAUAGUCGUCAAUUCCAAUACCGCUUCUCGAUGAAGUAUUUGCAGUCUAUGCCUGAAGCAAAUCGACCUGUGGAAAGAGAGGUUUUUGGCCCGUUCGCCGUUGGCCAGCUGAAACAAUGGAGAAAUACAGGGUUCUUCGGCGGACCAGCUUGUGAGAAUGUGGAGCUGAGAGUAGCACCGGAAGCUGGAAUGGAAGCAACAGCUUGGGGUCCAUGGGACCAGGUCGUCGGUCCCUAG